GCAAACUACAGCAUAACCAAUCUCUUUCUUUCUUCUCUUAUCCGUUGUGUUGAGCCUUGAGAGAGCUUCAAAUAUCUGUGACUGUGAUAUCAUUUCUUCUGCUCUGUUCUACGCUCCAACUAUUUGCUAUAAAACAACAUCGAAUUAAAGGGUAGAGCUUUGUGGGGCUUUUGCUUUACCGCUUCCGUUUUCUCAACACUCUGAGUAAUGGGUAUGUUUCACUUUCUCAACAACUUGUGAAUUCUCUUCAUGGGCAAGUAAUUUGAAUUGCUUGCUCACUGUUUGAAUUAGUUUCUUUAGUGUUUAUCAUUUUGCUUAGGAAAAAGAAGAAGAAAGAUAUAGGAAUUAGGAAGAGAAACAAUGGAAGGGUUGUUAAACACAUUCCCUAACCAAACUUGCUUUAAACCCUUCAUUUUUUAUCCUAAGAUAGUUCAUAAGCUUCCAAUGCUAAAAUUGAGAACUGGGUUUUUUACUCGAAAACCCGAGCUAGGUUUUGUGAGAAGAAACUGUAUAAAUUUAGGUAGAGAUAGUCAUGCUAUUAGCUCAGUGAGUGUUGAUGGUGGUGAUGAAGAAAAAGAAAAAGAAAGUAGUAUGGAUUGGGAAUUGGAGUUCCUUGGGGAGCUUGACCCUUUGGAUGUUAAACCUCCUAAGAAAAAGAAAAAACAAAUUAAGUCUAGGUUGUUGGCAGAUACUGAUGGAAUGGAUUGGUGUGUGAGAGCAAGAAAGGUUGCCCUCAGAUCAAUUGAAGCAAGGGGGUUGAGUCAUAAAAUGGAGGAUUUGGUUGCCGUCAAGAAGAAAAAGAAAAAGAAGAAGAAGAAAUUGGUAAACAAUGAGAAAAUUGAUAGGAAGCUCAAGGAAGUUGAAGAAGAUUUGGAUUCUGAUUCGGAGGAUGACUUUGAAUUGCAAGAUAUGGAAAAUUUGGAUGAUAUUGAUGAUCUAAAAAGGAAGGUCAGUAUGAUGGCGGGCGGGAUGUUUGAAGAGAAGAAGGAGAAGGCAAUGGAAGAACUUGUUCAGAGGUUGUCCCAAUUUUCGGGGCCCACUGAUCGUAGGAAAGAAAUUAACUUGAACAAAGCUAUUAUAGAAGCACAGACUGCAGAGGAAGUGUUGGAGGUUACUGCUGACACAAUCAUGGCCGUUGGGAAAGGCUUAAGCCCCUCACCUCUCUCUCCUUUUAACAUUGCUACUGCUCUUCAUCGUAUUGCUAAGAACAUGGAGAAGGUUUCAAUGACAGAAACACGUAGGCUGGCUUUUGCCCGUCAAAGAGAGAUGUCUAUGCUUGUGGGUAUUGCAAUGACGGCCUUACCAGAAUGUUCAGCUCAAGGUAUCUCGAAUAUAUCAUGGGCAUUGUCCAAGAUUGGAGGUGAGCUUCUUUAUCUAUCAGAAAUGGAUAGAGUUGCAGAGGUGGCCUUAACCAAAGUUUCAGAAUUCAAUUCUCAGAAUGUUGCUAAUGUUGCGGGUGCUUUUGCUUCAAUGCAGCACUCUGCUUCUGACCUCUUUUCAGAAUUGUCAAAAAGGGCAUCGGAUAUAAUUCACACUUUCCAGGAGCAGGAACUUGCUCAGGUCUUGUGGGCUUUUGCUUCUUUACAUGAGCCUGUUGACCCUUUGCUUGAAUCUUUAGAUGAUGUCUUCAAGAAUGCUAGCCAAUUUAAAUUCUGUGAAGAUAGCAGUUUGGACAGCAAUAAAGCUCUUGAUUCUGAUCAAGCUUUAAGAUCUCCUGUCCUCAAUUUCAAUAGGGAUCAACUUGGAAAUAUAGCUUGGUCUUAUGCUGUUUUUGGACAAAUGGAACGGAAUUUCUUUUCUCAUUUAUGGAGAACCCUGAGCCACUUCGAGGAGCAAAGGAUUUCGGAGCAGUAUAGGGAGGAUAUCAUGUUUGCUUCUCAAGUUCAUCUUGUGAACCAAUGCUUGAAGCUAGAGUACUCACAUCUUCAGUUAUCUCUAAGGAGUGCUCUCGAGGACAAAAUUUCUCAUGCAAGAAAAACUAAGAGGUUUAAUACGAAAACAACUUCAUCAUUUCAGAAGGAGGUAGCUCGUCUCCUCGUUAGCACUGGCCUCGAUUGGGUCCUAGAAUAUGUUGUGGAUGGGUAUACUUUAGAUGCAGUUUUGGUUGAUAAGAAGGUUGCUUUGGAGAUUGAUGGGCCAACUCAUUUCUCAAGGAAUACCGGGGCACCUUUAGGGCAUACCAUGCUGAAACGCCGCUACAUUACUGCUGCCGGUUGGAAGGUUUAUUCAUUGUCAAAUCAAGAGAUGGAACAGCCCCUCAUCUCCAAUCAAGAUGAUCUUUGGUGUGCAUGAAAGCAGUGGGAAGAAGUAAUCAACAGUGGCUCUGGCAAAAUAUGAGUCCCACAAAAGUUAUGGAGUGUAUUUCUAACAAAUCUUACACCACAUCUAAUUAGGCACUCACUUUAUAUAUGUACAGAUGCACAUGCAUGUCUGUUUAUAUGGAUAUACAAAGAAGAAGAUUAUCUUCAAAUUAAUGAUAAAUAUAAUUUAAUCAUCAUUUAUGCAUGUAGUGUGAUAUUAUUUGUGUUAUGCUAGACCCUUUUCUUUUCACCUUUGAGUACCACGUCAACACAACAUGACAUGAGUAGAUAGAUACGGCUGUCAAACAAUUCAAAAUGGUGGAUGUUAUACUGUAACAAACAAACAUGACAGUUGGGCGUAUAUGUGAUCACCAAACACACAUAGCUAAGUCCAUUUUACAUAGAAAAGGUUUAUGCCUAUAUUUGUUGUCCCUUUCAUAAACUUCACUUAUGUCAUGCUUUGUUAACUAAUCUUUUGCACAAUCAAUUUCAAGCCUAGAGAAGGGAGGGUUGAGUAGAUUGAUGGUUAUUAUAAUACUUAUUCACCAUGGAUGAAUAUAGAUCCUUUGUUGAAGGUAAGGCUUAGUUGAGUUCAGUAUAAUAUCCAUUUUAUCAAUUGAGCCAUCUUAUCUAGACUUUGUUUUUUGGAUAAUAAUGAAUUUUUUUGAGACCAAAAAAAAAAAAGUCACCAACUCCAAGAAUACAGGAUGUAUAGAACUGUGGACAAUACAAUCAAGCACACAAAUUACAAUGAUCUAUCAAAUCACAAACCAAUCAUAGUCUAUAACUUCCUACAACUGUCAUUCAAUCCAAUAUAGUUUAAAAGAAAAAUAAUUUAAGAUCCAGCAAGGUUCUCUCAAAAUCCUCAAAGCUUCGGUCAUUUCUCUCCCUCCAAAGACACCACAUCAAACAAUGGGGAGCAACCAUCCAAAUAACUCCAUUCCAAUGACAACCAACCCUCCCUUGCCAACAAGCUAGUAAAUCAACAACUUUGGCAUUACCCAAUUAACUCCAAACAAACUGAACACCAUAGACUUCUUGUUUACUUAUUUUUCUAUCUGAAUAGGCUCUAUGAUAAAACAGUGUCCUAUAAAUAGGAAAACAUUUGAGCAGUAUAUUUUUGUGGAUGAACACAGUUUCCCUGGAGUAAAUAAGUUGCAUAGCUGGAACCAAUGCCCGUUGUUGAAGGCCUUACUUCUAUAGCAAAGUCCAACCCCCUAAAAUACAGACAUACAGUGUCUUGCAGUCAACCACCAGACUGCAUUAGAAAUAUAGGAUUGAGCAAAUGUGUUGGAACAAGACAAUUUCCAUUUUUUCAAAAUCUGAUAUUUUGAUUUCCACUCAUACAUAUAAUUCUCAUCUUAAAAUAUGAAAGCAUUUCCCAGUAUCACUUUGGACAUUUUGUUCAUAGUCAGUAGUGGUAAAGACACCUAUGUACAUAUUGCACAACCAAGUGAAAAUGGGCAUAUUAUUAGGGACUUAUUUAGAUCUCUAUUUGGUAGUUGCUUAUUAUUGGGAAACCUGCCAUGCAUCUUUGUGGCCAGCUAUUCUAGAACAGGGAAUCUACUCAAUGGAAAGAAUUCUUCAAUCUUCGUACACAAAAAUUAGCUUGGUUUUGUCGUCACUGCCAUUUAUGUAAUUUUUUUUUCCCAAAUUGAUCAAACGAUACAGUAUCUACUAAAAUGAUUUGGGCACAAAAAUUGCCCGCAUUAGAGGUUGUAUGCCUCGAUUGAGAUAUCUUUGGUCUCGCAUAAGAGAGAGGGCUGCUUGACUUGGACAUGAGCAACUACUAUGUGUUACACAUCUUCAAAUAUUUGUUGAGCAGGGCCCAAAUUUAGCCCAUACAAUUUUUAAAUUGCCUCAUAAACAUGUUGAUUCUGAGUGAUGACUAUCUCAUGAGAACAAAACACGACUUUGUAAUGUCUUUAAAUUGAAUUGUGGAUUAUUAUCAAUGGCAUACUAUUUCUUACAUGUUCUGGACAAGGUAAUUGAAGUCCUGAUGGAGUAUUAUGGUCCAUCUAUUUUUGUUUUUGUUUUUGUUAUCUGUUUGUUUCUUCCCAAUUUAAAUCAACUGAU
Molecule: messenger RNA, 4376 nt
Organism: Quercus lobata
Lineage: Eukaryota; Viridiplantae; Streptophyta; Magnoliopsida; Fagales; Fagaceae
Product: RAP domain-containing protein, chloroplastic-like
Exons: 3
Coding region: 361-2292 (643 amino acids)
Biological process (GO): mitochondrial RNA processing; regulation of mitochondrial mRNA stability; chloroplast rRNA processing
Cellular component (GO): mitochondrial matrix; ribonucleoprotein granule; chloroplast
Molecular function (GO): RNA binding
Source: RefSeq, a predicted model, not a curated record